AUGAAAGCAUUCGUCUUUCUAUGCGUUGUGGCGGCGGCGGCCGCGAUGCCGACAAAAGAAGAUGGGGUCAUGGAGAAGUUUGUCUCAACGCUGCGAGACUGUGUGGAUACGGAUACCAUGCUGUGUUUAAAGGAAAAAGCCAUGAAAUUCACGGAAAACUUGGCUGUGGCCAAAGAGCUGAAUCUGGUAGAUGGUGUCAACUUCGCCAGGACCGGUUCACCAAGGUCAGCCAGGAGCUAUGAUCCUUUGCCCGAUGAGCCAAAAGCCAGAGAGCUUCAGAUGGAAGAGAGAAUUAUGGACAACGUUGUGGACUUCCUGGACAGCCACGUUCUACAGCUGAGAAUGCCUAAAGCUUUCACUGAAGAUAACUCUAUUGAAGAAGAAGGUCGUGGCAAGAAGAAGAAGAAGUUGAAGAAGCUCCUCCCCAUCCUUGCUCUCAUUAAACUGAAGUUAACUGCUCUGAUCCCUCUCUUCUUGGGUAUCAUUGCUUUCGCAGUAUUCAAGGCUUACCUCCUCGGAAAGGUUGCAUUCAUUGCUGCUGCCUUCGGAGCCCUGAAGAAACUUCUUGAUUCAAAGAAUAGCAAGAGCAGUGGCUGGUCAGAACCAGCUCAUGAAGAGCAUGGCUGGGAAAGCGGUGGUGGUGGCGGCGGAUGGGGAAGGUCCCAGGACGCCCAAAACAUGGCGUAUGGAGGCCACAUUAAACAAGCAUAA
Molecule: messenger RNA, 711 nt
Organism: Pieris brassicae (large cabbage white)
Lineage: Eukaryota; Metazoa; Arthropoda; Insecta; Lepidoptera; Pieridae
Exons: 3
Coding region: 1-711 (236 amino acids)
Source: RefSeq, a predicted model, not a curated record